AUGGUUGUGGGCGUCCUGGCCAUCGUCCCCUCGUCACCAACAUGGGGCUCAUGUUUGGCAAAACCCUCCCCGCUCAGCCAAUGCGCUGCCCCAUUGACCCCGAACGCGGAUCCCGGGUGGGGCCAGGCUCCCCACCCCUCCCCCGCCUUGUACUGA
Auxenochlorella protothecoides is the source of this 156-nucleotide messenger RNA. RefSeq lists its product as hypothetical. The transcript has a single exon. NCBI's taxonomy places the organism in Eukaryota, Viridiplantae, Chlorophyta, Trebouxiophyceae, Chlorellales, Chlorellaceae. The coding region runs from base 1 to 156 and encodes 51 amino acids. The record is from RefSeq and is a predicted model, not a curated record.